GGGGGCCCUGGUGGGGAGCCCUGGCUGGGCUGAGAGGGCCGGACACCGAGCCUGGGAGCCGCCGCCGUCGCCGCCGCCUGCGCCUCGGGAAAGGUAUCCCAAGGGCCACGUUUGCCUCCCUCACCCUCAGAUGUACCCCAUCAUGCCCGCCACUGUCCUCCUCUUCUGGGCCUCCCUGCUGACUGGGGCCUGGCCUGCUGCCCUUACCAAGGACUACCUCUUUGCCACCCCCAGGGUCCAGCUCUCCUUCAAAGAGCUGAAGGCUACGGGUACUGCUCAUUUCUUCAAUUUCCUGCUGAACACAACAGAUUAUCGGAUUCUGCUAAAGGAUGAAGACCAUGACAGGAUGUAUGUGGGCAGCAAGGAUUACAUCCUGUCCUUGGACCUCCAUGACAUCAACAGAGAGCCCCUCAUCAUCCAUUGGGCAGCUUCUCCUCAGAGGAUCGAGGAGUGUGUGCUCUCAGGGAAAAACAGCAAUGGGGAAUGUGGGAAUUUCAUUCGUCUCAUCCAGCCCUGGAAUCGGACACAUCUGUAUGUGUGUGGGACAGGUGCCUACAAUCCCGUGUGUACCUAUGUCAAUCGAGGGCGCAAGGCACAGGCUGUGGAGCUGACACACACCCUUCAGGCCAGAGGCCGGGGCAGCAGAGCCACGGAUGCCGCCGCUGUGAGCCCAACUGUGGCCACCCAGCACCAGGAUUAUAUAUUUUACUUGGAGCCGGAGAAACUGGAGUCAGGAAAGGGCAAGUGUCCUUACGAUCCCAAGGUGGACAGCGUCUCUGCCCUAAUCAAUGAAGAAUUAUAUGCUGGCGUGUACAUAGAUUUCAUGGGCACAGACGCAGCCAUCUUCCGAACCCUGGGCAAACAGACCGCCAUGAGGACAGAUCAGUAUAACUCUCGCUGGCUCAAUGAUCCUUCGUUCGUGCAUGCCCAGCUGAUCCCAGACAGCGCUGAACGGAAUGAUGACAAACUGUAUUUCUUCUUCCGAGAGAAGUCCACAGAGGCUCCCCAGAGCCCGGCUGUCUAUGCCCGAAUUGGCCGCAUCUGCCUGAAUGAUGAUGGGGGCCACUGCUGCCUGGUAAAUAAAUGGAGCACCUUCCUGAAGGCGCGACUCAUCUGCUCUGUUCCUGGCCCUGAUGGCAUCGAGACCCACUUUGACGAGCUACAGGACGUGUUUGUACAACAAACCCAAGAUGUGAAGAACCCCGUCAUCUAUGCUGUCUUCACGUCCUCGGGCUCUGUGUUCAGGGGUUCUGCAGUCUGCGUGUACUCCAUGGCCGACAUCCGCAUGGUCUUCAACGGUCCCUUUGCCCACAAGGAGGGGCCCAACUACCAAUGGAUGCCUUUUACGGGCAAGAUGCCCUAUCCUCGCCCUGGCACUUGUCCAGGGGGGACCUUCACACCAUCCAUGAAGUCAACCAAGGAUUACCCAGACGAGGUCAUUAACUUCAUGCGUACCCACCCCCUGAUGUACAACGCAGUGUACCCCCUGCAGCGCCGGCCUCUGGUGGUCAGGACCAACGCCCGCUACCGCUUUACCACCAUUGCUGUGGAUCAGGUGGACGCGGCUGACGGGCGCUAUGAGGUGCUUUUCCUGGGCACAGAUCGAGGCACUGUGCAGAAAGUCAUUGUGCUGCCUAAGGAUGAUAUGGAGACAGAGGAGCUGAUGCUGGAGGAGGUCGAAGUUUUCAAGGUUCCAGCCCCUAUUAAGACAAUGACCAUCUCCUCCAAGCGGCAACAACUGUAUGUGGCCUCUGCUGUGGGCGUAACCCACCUGGGCCUGCAUCGCUGCCACACCUAUGGGGCUGCCUGUGCUGACUGCUGUCUUGCCAGGGACCCCUACUGCGCCUGGGAUGGCAAAUUCUGCUCCCGCUACUCAGCUUCCUCUAAAAGACGUAGCCGCCGUCAAGACAUCCGCCAUGGCAACCCCAUUCGUCAGUGCAGGGGGUUCAAUUCCAAUGUCAAUAAGAACACAGUGGAGUCGGUACAGUAUGGGGUUGAGGGCAGUGCUGCCUUCCUGGAGUGUCAACCCCGAUCCCCCCAGGCCACCAUCAAAUGGCUUUUCCAAAGAGAUGCCAGCGACCGGAGAAAGGAGCUUCGAUCAGAAGACCGCAUGCUGCGGACCGAGCCUGGCCUGCUCCUUCGGGCCCUUCAGCUGAACGACGCCGGCCUUUACACUUGUACAGCCACCGAGAACAACUUCAAGCAUGUGGUCACUCGUGUCCAGCUGCACAUCCUCAGCCGAACAGCCGUCCAUGCUGUGCUCUUCCCGCCGGGAGCUGCCGUUGCUGCCCUGCAGCCCCCUGGGGCUGACCCCGCCACAGCCAGCCUCAGGCCCCCUACGCCUCCCUACCAGGAGCUGGCGCAGCUCCUGGCCCAGCCCGAAAUGGGACUUAUCAACCAGUACUGUCAGGGAUACUGGCGCCAUGCGCCCCCAAACCACAAAGAGGCUCCUGGGGGGCUCAAGACCCCUGAGCUACCGGACCAGAAAAAGCCUCGAAACCGUCGCAAUCACCAGCCGGACACAUGAAACCACCAUUGCUGCUGCCCUGCCCCCUGCAACCUUGGGGGGCCAUAAACUAUCUCAUCACAUCUCUAUUUUCCCACCAUCCCCCACCCCCAGGCCAUUACCCCCUCUCCCAUUUUAAUAUAAAAAGAUAUAUAUAUAAAUAUCUAUAUA
Molecule: messenger RNA, 2677 nt
Organism: Phascolarctos cinereus (koala)
Lineage: Eukaryota; Metazoa; Chordata; Mammalia; Diprotodontia; Phascolarctidae
Gene: SEMA3F
Product: semaphorin 3F
Biological process (GO): positive regulation of cell migration; negative chemotaxis; semaphorin-plexin signaling pathway
Cellular component (GO): plasma membrane
Molecular function (GO): chemorepellent activity; semaphorin receptor binding
Source: RefSeq, a predicted model, not a curated record